AUGUCUUUGAAGCCACAGUAUAACCUGAAAAACCUUCUGGACAAGUUGGACCAUGAGGAGUUAAGGACCUUCAAAUCUCUGCUGAAGCCCCUCAUGGAGCCAGGCGUGGACCUGCGGAUCUUCCCCUGGGAUGAGGUGGAAGAGGCCAGUGGUAGCAAACUGGCUGAAAUCCUGGAGGACAGACUGCCGAGGGCGAGUCUCAGGAAGACCAUCUGGUCUAUCUUGGAGAAGAUGGAGCUGCCUCAGAUCCUGGAAGAUGUUGAGACACCGGUAAUAGAAGAACAAAUGCAGGGAGAAGAACUGAAAUGUGGGGAGAUAGAAAAGUCAGAGGAUGUUGAGACACCAGUAAUAGAAGAACAAAUGCAGCGGGAGGAACUGAAAUGCAGGGAGAUGAAAAAGCCAGAGGAUGUUGAGACACCAGUAAUAGCAGAACAAAUGCAGCGGGAGGAACUGAAAUGCAGGGAGAUGGAAAAGCCAGACAACACGGAAGGGCAGAGUGAUGCCAGAGACAGCCUGGCUAGAUUCUGGAAGAGUCGAUUUUGUCUGGACCACACCUACCUCUCCGGCGUCAUAGAGAGAAACCGGAAUCUGAUCCCAUUUCUGGAUCCGCAGGUCGUCCUCCGGGGGCGGGCCGUGGUGCUACAUGGGCCCCCGGGUGCUGGGAAGACUACCGUGGCCAGGAAGUUGGUUCUGGAGUGGGCAGACGGCAGCCUGGCCCACCUCUUCUCAUGGGUCUUCUACCUGAGCUGCAGGGAGCUCGCCCAGAUGGCACCUUGCACGCUGGUGGAACUGCUCUCCCAUGAAUUCCCUGAGCUGGAGAGUGACGUGGUGCAGUUCCUGGAGGAGCCCCAGGAAGCCCUGAUCAUCAUCGAUGGCUUGGAGAAGAUAAGCAUCCCCAGGUUGGACUCCAGGAUUGAUCUCUGCAUGGACUGGCUGGAAGAGAACCCAGUGCCUGUCCUGCUGAGCAGCUUGCUACAGGGGACAUUGGUGCCCAAUGCUACCUUGCUGAUCACCACAACGCCCAGCACCCUGCGGGAGCUCAUAACCCUGGUGGGCCAGGUGCAGUUCUGCAGCAUCCCAGGCUUCUCAGAGGCGGAUACGCAGGAGUUCUUCCUUAGGCACUUCAGAGACCAGGCCCAGGCCCAGAGAGCCCUGGAAGCUGUGCAGAGCAACGAAGCCCUGCUGGCCAUGAGCCAGGUGCCCUCCACGUGCAGGCUGCUGUGCACAUGUCUGGAGCCAGUGAUGGAGAGGGGCGAGGAUCCCACCACUGCCUGCCAGACCCCCACUGCCCUGCUCCUCCACUGCUUCCAGGACCAGUUCUGCCACCCCCGCUCCUGCCCCAGUGCCCUGGCCUGUGGGCUGGAGACCCUGUGCCGCCUGGCUGCCCAGGGCCUGUGGGCCCAGACAUCUGUGUUCUACCUGGAAGACUUGGAGAAACUUGGGGUGGAAGAGAUCAGCCUGCACCCCUUCCUGGACAAGUGCCUCAUCCAGAAGGACUUGAACUAUCGGUACUGCAGUUACUCCUUCAUCUACCCCGUCCUCCAGCAGUUCCUGGCCGCCCUGUUCUAUGUCCUCAAGCCCCAGGAUGGGGAAGGCCGAGGCCGCCAACCCUGGGAUGACAACAUUGAAGAUGUGCGUAAGCUGUUCUCCAGAGAGGCCUGGCUACGGAACCCCGACCUGGCCCAUGCGGGCCACUACCUGUUCGGCCUCCUAAACAGGAAGAGGGCCCAGGAGCUGGAGGCAACCUUUGGCUGCCACAUAGACCUGGAGAUCCGACGGGAGCUGCUGGGGUGUGGGGCGGAGGAGAGCAGGCCCUUCCUCCUGCGGAUGGAGCAGAGCGAAGUCUUUAGCUGGCUCUACGAAUCUCAGGAUGAGGAGGUGGUGAGGGAGGCACUGGCACCCUUUGAGGAAAUGUCUGUGAUCCUAAAGAGCCGCCAGGAUCUCCUGCACUCGUCUUUCUGCCUCAAGCAUUGCCCGGGCCUGCACAAGCUCACAGUGCAGGUGGCCAGGGGGCUGCUCCCAGAGAAUGAUGAAGCUCAGCUGAGCUUCUACCUAAAGCAUGGGAGGUUUCAGUCUGACAGCAGCUGCCUCUCCUUGUGGCUGGAUCUCUGCUCUUCGAUGUGCUCCAACCCCAACUUGAGCACCUUGUCCAUCAACCAGAGCUUUCUGAGCUCCUCCUCAGUGCAGGUGCUCAGCCAACACCUGAGCAGCGAGACCUGCCGUGUCAAUAAAGUGCUGAUCCAAUACCUCACCCCUGAGUUCAUCUAUCCAGUUCUGUGCCUGGGCCUCAUCGGCAAGCGGAGCCUCACCCACCUGGCCCUGGAGGGGCGCAUCCAGGAGGACCAGGCACGCAUGCUGCUGAUGCUUGGGGAGAUGCUGAAGAACCAGCACUGCGGCCUGCAGUCCCUGAGGCUGGGCACCUGCUGCAAUGCAACCCCCCAGCAGUGGGCCGACUUCUUCCUGGCCGUCCAAGCCAGCCCCUCCCUGACGGCCCUGGACCUCACAGACAAUAAGAUCCUGGACCAGGGCUCUAUGCUGCUGUGUGAGACCCUGAUGCAGCCGCUCUGCUCCAUACAGAAGCUGUCCCUGGAGAACUGUCAGCUCACACAGGCCUGCUGCAAGAAGUUGGCAUCCACCCUCAUCAUCAGCCAGCUGACCCAUCUGAGCCUGGCCAACAAUGACCUUGGAGAUGAGGGGGUGAAAAUCCUGUGUGAGGGCCUGAAUCACCCCGACUGCCAACUGCAGAGCCUGGUGUUGCGCCGCUGCAACAUCAGGAAAGAUGGCUGCCGCCCCCUCUCCAGGCUUCUCCAGACAGGCUGCAGUCUCACCAGCCUGGACCUGAGUAUGAAUUUCAUCGACAGUGGUCUCUGGAUGCUCUGUGAUGCCUUAAGGAGAGGAAAUUCCAUGCUGAGAACCCUGGGGUUGGCCCCAAUGAUUGGGAAGCAGAGGCUGACCCUCUAUCCAGUACUUGGGGAGUUUGGGGGACAGGGCCAAACCCCAGGGAAGGCAGGGCCCCAUCGGCUCUGGGGCUGUGCCAUCAGUCCUCUGUACUGCCAGGAGCUUGCGAUGGCCCUCCAUGACAACCAGGAGCUGCACAUGCUGGACCUGGGCCAGAAUAACUUGGGGAAGACUGGAGUCCAGGUGAUCUUGGAAGCUUUAAAAACUAGCCGUACUUCUCUGAAGACUCUCAGGUUGAAGAUGGAUGAGUCGAGCGAGAAGAUGCAGAAUCUCCUGCAGGAAGUGAAGAAGCACCACCCUGGCUUGGUGAUCGAGGAGGUGACCAGCUCCACAGUGCUGUCUUACUGGGAUUUCUUUUCUCUGAGCCCCUGA
Messenger RNA from Dipodomys ordii (Ord's kangaroo rat), 3330 nucleotides. Its product is annotated as NACHT, LRR and PYD domains-containing protein 7-like. The coding region runs from base 1 to 3330 and encodes 1109 amino acids. Gene Ontology annotation, molecular function: ATP hydrolysis activity; protein binding. Gene Ontology annotation, cellular component: cytoplasm. NCBI's taxonomy places the organism in Eukaryota, Metazoa, Chordata, Mammalia, Rodentia, Heteromyidae. The transcript is spliced from 13 exons. The record is from RefSeq and is a predicted model, not a curated record. Gene Ontology annotation, biological process: regulation of inflammatory response.